Messenger RNA from Colletotrichum gloeosporioides, 927 nucleotides. Its product is annotated as putative galactose dehydrogenase GalD. NCBI's taxonomy places the organism in Eukaryota, Fungi, Ascomycota, Sordariomycetes, Glomerellales, Glomerellaceae. The transcript has 6 exons. The record is from RefSeq and is a predicted model, not a curated record. Bases 1 to 927 code for a protein of 308 amino acids.
AUGCCUGAGGUUAUUAAUGUAUUGCAGAAAAGUCUGUCAUGCUCUCAACAUGUAUCGCUUAGGAUUGAAGACUUGUUCUCAGUGCGUGAUAAGGUCGUCAUCGUCACGGGCGGUGGUUCUGGUAUUGGGAAGUGUAUCGCGCGGGGAUUUGCACUCAAUGGGUCCCGCGUUUAUAUUGUUGGCCGACGCUUGGAGGUUCUGCAAGCUGCUGCUGGCGAAAUAGGUGGCGAUAUACACGUACUGCAGGGAGACCUUGGGACUAAGGCUGGUUGCGAGAAAGUGACGGAGCAGGUGAGGGCGCACGAAUCUCACAUUGACACCCUCGUCAACUGCGCUGGAUUGAUGACCCUCUGGAAGGUUUAUGCUAAAGAUCCAGAUAAUGCCAACGAGGUAGAACGCAUGCUGCUCGAUGGCAUCGAUGAGGUUUACGUGACGACGGUUCCAGUUAAUGUCCGCGGAGUCUACUUCAUGACGACAUGUUUGGUUCCAUUGCUACGAAAUGCUGCUACUCCAAACGUUUUAAUCAUAUCGUCUUUAGCCGCUUUGACAAACCAAACGUCUGUGACAUCAGUGGCGUACGAUCUCUCAAAGGCUGCCGAAACCAAACUUGCCCUGUUGCUGUCAUCCGGCCUUCGCCCAAUGAAGAUUCGCGUGAACACAAUUUGCCCCGGGAUAUUUCCUUCAGAGAUGACGACCUUGGCAUCUCACGAGCGUAAAUCGCCAGUCCUCACCGCGGACACAGACCAGGUCGGGUGGGGUCUGCAUCCCGUCGCAGAGAAGACAACACUGCGAUCAACUGCUGGACGCCCGGGCCGCCCCGAGGAGAUAGUAGGGCCGGUUUUGAUGCUCUCAAGCGCGGCUGGUGCAUAUAUGAACGGUGCUAGGCUCGUUAUCGAUGGCGGACUUCUUGUCAAUGCCUUGAGCUAA